This is a messenger RNA of Diplodia corticola, 987 nucleotides long. RefSeq lists its product as uncharacterized. The record is from RefSeq and is a predicted model, not a curated record. The transcript has 5 exons. Bases 1 to 987 code for a protein of 328 amino acids. Lineage: Eukaryota; Fungi; Ascomycota; Dothideomycetes; Botryosphaeriales; Botryosphaeriaceae.
AUGGGAGCAAUGGCAGCUGAACCUGAUCUAGAGUCUGAUAGCAAGGCUGAUAGCAAGGCUGAUAUCAAGGCUGGGGCGACAAUCGAGGCCGAGACGGCCACCCUUGCGACGGGGUCAAGCCUAACUCUUUCUGAGCAAAUGCAACCGGCGGAGACCGACGGUCGGUUCGCCAAUGUAAAGGCGAAGCCGGUGGCUGAUUAUCCGGCCGGAUAUCCACAGCUUGCUUCCUUCAUCGAUUGUGAUUCAAAUUUUCGAGUGUAUCGCCGCUUCGGCCAGCUUCGGAAUCGGGUGUUACUACAUCGGCAGCAUGAACUGACACAACUGGAGAAGGAGCUCGACGACCUUGACGAGCGGGAUAGCACCUCGAACAGGGUCGAGCUCAGUUUUCGGCUAGCUUCAAUAAGCUAUGACGAGGCCCAGAGCGAUUCUCCACGCAAGGAACUUAUCGAAAGAAUCGAUGCAAAGCUGGAACACUACGAUGCUCUAUUGACCCGAGAGCGCGAUUCUCUCGCCAUGGAUAAGCCUACCAAGAGGAAUCUUCAGUCGCUCAUAAAUUUUGUCUGGAACACCAAAAUGCUCGCUGAAGAAGAGAUUGAUUACCUCAAUCGUGAGGACGAUUUCGUCAUUCUUGCCAAAGACCAAGACUCCCCUUUCCAUGUCUCCCUCGAAACCCUUCUAGCAAAGAAACCACUAUCGUGGCUUCAGCCCAUGUUCGUAUCCAAAACCCAAGCAGAAAAGGCUAAAGGCUCCGAAGAAGUACCAAUCAUCUUAUUCUCCAAAACCCGGGUCAACGCCUUGAUUCGCGUCAUUGUGACUCUCGUCACAGUCGCGCUACUCAUGAUACCCGUCUGUCUUCUUUUCAGCUUGGGCCUCAGCGACAAAAUCAAAGUCGUCUUCGUCCUCCUCUUCGUUAUCGUAUUCCCCAUCGCCAUUUCGAUAUUCGCGCAACCAAAAAGCCACGAACUAUUUGCCGCUACCGCUGCGUAA